GAAGCUAGUCCACUCCCUUAGUUGCGGAAACGACUUUCAGGAGACAAGACAAAAGAGCCACGACGCCAGUUCUCAGGGGAACAUAUUUCAUAUCGGAGCGACUGUUUUUUUUUUAAACUUCGACAGCGAGAAGUUCAUAGGGACUAACGGCCGAUGGGGACCGCUGGCUGCGCGGUUGUUUGCCUGCUAAUGGUCGCUUUUCAGGCCUUGGCUCUACUGACUACUGAAAGCCCACCAUGUGCCCCUGGAUUCAAAUCUGAUUUGUUGAUGUUUAGAGUCAGCAGGAAACACCUGAAGCCGGGCACAGUUCUGGGCCAAGUCGGCUUUACUGACUGCACAGACCGCACCAGGUUCCUCUUCAACAGUGACGACCGCCAGUUCAUGGUUCAGACCGAUGGGACUUUACUGGUCAAGAGAGCAGUAACUCUUCAUGAAGGACAUAGGGACUUCUCUGUUCAUGUGUGGGAUUCACGAGGUCUCAAGAUAACCGUUGAUGUUAGACUACUGUACCAAAGGCAUAUUCCUGAAAACGCUUAUCACAAUUUCGAGCAUCACCAUGGUGACCACAGCAUUCAGCAACAUCUCGUUGAAAUGGAGUCUCCAGCCGAGGUGCCUGUUCUCUAUUUUCCCAAGACUAAAGGGCUGAGGAGGAGGAAGAGAGAGUGGGUUAUUCCAGACAUCAAUUUCCCUGAGAAUAACAAAGGACCGUUUCCUCAAGAAAUGACUAAAAUUCGUUCAAGUGAGGCUAAAUCAAAGAGAAUCUUUUAUAGCAUCACUGGUCCUGGAGCUGAUCAACCUCCUGUUGGCCUUUUCAUCAUGGACAAAUACACAGGUGUUUUGUCUGUCACACAACCCCUGGACAGAGAGAAGCAGGCCAGAUAUGUGUUUCAAGCUCAUGCUGUGGCAGAUGGUUCUGGAAAUGCUGAGGAGCCAAUGGAAAUUGUAGUGAAUGUAUUGGACCAGAAUGACAACAAGCCUGUGUUCACUCAAGUUGUAUUUGUAGGACAAGUUCCCGAAGCAUCACCAAAAGGUUUUGAGAUUUGUACAGUAAAUGCCACAGACAAGGAUGAUCCAAAUACAGAUGGAGGAGUAGUUCGCUACCGUAUUCUGAGCCAGGACCCCAAAUUGCCCACUGACCCUCUGUUUGCCAUAAACUCAGUCACUGGGGUCAUCUAUAUCAGUGAUACUGGGCUGGACAGAGAGAAAUGGCCACAGUAUACUCUGGGGAUACAGGCUGCUGACACCAAUGGAGAAGGGUUGCGCGCAGAAGCCCAAGUAAUUAUUACUGUAACUGAUAGCAAUGACAAUGCUCCAGUCUACACUCAGGCACAGUAUGAAGCAGAAGUGGAAGAAAAUCAGGAAGGCGUUCUUGUGGCCAAGAUGGUGGUAACGGAUGGGGACGAGCCACAUACCCCGGCCUGGAAUGCCAAGUUCAGGAUUGUUGGUGGUGACCCCGGAGGGCUUUUCAGUGUGACAACAGGAAGUAACAAACAAGAAGGAAUUAUUACAACUGCGAAGAGUCUUGACUUUGAAGCAAACAGCAAACACACCUUGUUGGUUGCAGUAGAGAAUGAGGUUCCCUUUGCUGUUUUGUUGCCCACGGCCACUGCCACAGUGAUGGUCAACGUGAAGGAUGUCAAUGAACCGCCAGUGUUUAAUCCAAAAACAAAGACUGUGACCAAACCAGAAGACCUUGUUCCUAACAGCGAAGUAACUCAGUACACAGCAACCGAUCCAGACACGGCACGCUCACAGACUGUCCAGUAUAAAAUAAUCAGUGACCCUGCAGGUUGGCUGAACAUCAGUAAAGACAAAGGUGUGAUAAGGGUGAAAAGCAGCAUGGAUAGAGAGUCUGGCUUUGUAAGGAAUAACUCGUACACAGCACUCAUUGGUGCAUAUGAUAAUGAUGAGUCCCCAGCAACAGGAACUGGUACACUAAUCAUUCAGCUUCAGGACGUCAAUGACAAUGCCCCGGCCAUUGAGGAGCGUGCUAUUAAGAUAUGCAACAAGGAACCAGUUGAGCAGCUGCUGACUGUGAUUGAUAAAGAUGAGCCAGGAUUUGGUGCUCCGUACGCCGUCUCAUUAUUUGGCACAUCAAAGACCAACUGGACCGCUAAGAUGAAUAGCACCAAAACUGGCAUAAUCCUGAAUUUGGCUACGGAGCUGCCCAGUGGAGACUACGUUGUGCUCCUGAGAGUUUCAGACAACCAGGGCUUGGAGCAGACAAGCACUCUGCAGGCCAAAGUGUGUGACUGCACUGGGGAAGACGUGACCUGCCAAGGGCGUGUUGCAGGUGGAGCUGAUCUGCCUGUUAUCCUGGGAAUCCUGGGAGGCAUCCUGCUGCUGCUUAUGUUGGUGCUGCUGUUGCUGCUGUUUGCAAGACGGAGAAAAGUAGAGAAAAGCGAGCCCCUACUACAGGAAGAUGACAUCAGAGACAACAUCUAUAAAUAUGAUGAGGAGGGAGGUGGUGAGGAUGACCAGAACUUUGAUCUUGGCGUUCUCCACCGUGGGCUGGAUAACCGGCCAGAAGUCUUCAGAAAUGAUGUGGUGCCAAACUUCAUGCCAGCUCCUCAGUACCGCCCUCGUCCUGCCAACCCGGAUGACAUUGGCAACUUCAUUGAUGAUAACCUGAAGGCAGCAGACAAUGACCCCACGGCACCCCCCUAUGACUCGCUUCUGGUGUUUGACUAUGAGGGAGGGGGCUCGGAUGCAGGAAGCCUGUCGUCCCUUAACUCCUCGAGUAGCGGAGACCAGGACUACAAUUCGCUCAACGAAUGGGGGCCGCGCUUUAAGAAACUGGCAGAUAUGUAUGGUGGAGGGGAAGAUGACAUGCUGUAACCUGCAUGACUGGCUGUUAACACUAUUUGUUUAUAUAUGAAUUGUGUGCAUCCCAGAGAAAGUAAUCUGAGCCAGACGUUGGGCUCAUAUGUGCCUUGGUUGUACAUGUUUGGUUUGUGGUUUACGUUUGACUGCAGUUACUAGAGUCUAUCGGGUGAAAUGAAAUUAUUUUACCUUUUAAAAGAAGUUCCCCUUUGUGAAUCCUAAAGUGCUCCAUCUGUAUUUUACAUCUGUGUUCAAUACUAAAGAUUUUUUGUCUAAUCUAUAGAUUUCAUGCAAAUAUUUGAGGCUGACAGCUACAUUACAGUGGAAUAACAUGCUUGCAAUUGCACUGAAAUGUUAAGCAUUAUUAUUUUUUUGUUUUUAUUUUAUGCUGCGAAUAGUUUUGCAUUGUUAGGACAACUAAAUCCUGGUAACAAACCAAGGACAAUUGCUCUAUACCUAUAUAUUAAGCUUGAAUUUUUUUAUAAAAUUUUUAAUAAAAUUCAUUUGUAAUUAUUAUUUUUUUUAGGAAAUCUUCUUUUUCAGUGUUAUGCAAUCCAGCUAUUUCCUAUUUGACAGUGUCAAGGAACAACGAUAAUUUUAAAUUCUUUUAAGUGUAACUGACCACCGUGCAUCAUUAGAACAUCUGCUUGUAGUGGCUGGACAUCAGCAUAAUGUAAAGUAUUACUACUACUAUUAUUAUUCUCCUGUGGGGUGUCCAGGAUCAGUAGCACACCCUGCUUGACCUGUUCUACUAAUGUCAUCCUGGUUUGAUGCAUUGCGCGUUCGCCAAGUGAGGACAAGAAGGAGCAGCUAAUUGAAGUCUGGUGUAGAUAUAUCACCGAUGAAUCUAUUCAGAAAACUGGAACAAAUAUUGUGUAAAGAGGGAAAGCAUCGGCCAUUAAUUACAGAACGGAGAAAAGCCUCACAGACAAUAGAGGAUCAGCUCAAUGUGUCAAAAAUCAAUAGUUAAUACAGUGAUCCAGAAAAAUUAUGUUUAAAUGCACAGAAUUACUGAAGUGGUAGUCUCUGGAUGGGUGACAACUAGGUCAGAUUAUUUAACAUUGCCAGUGAUGAAAAAAUGUUUUAACAUUCAAUUCACUUGGUUUUUAUUCUGUCAAUAAUGUACAGAUGAUGUAAUUAGAAAAAGUGUCAUUACUGACUUUGAGAAUAAACUGCCUGCCAUGGA
This is a messenger RNA of Betta splendens (Siamese fighting fish), 4009 nucleotides long. RefSeq names its product B-cadherin-like. Gene Ontology annotation, biological process: cell morphogenesis; cell-cell junction assembly; calcium-dependent cell-cell adhesion. Gene Ontology annotation, cellular component: plasma membrane; cytoplasm; catenin complex. The transcript is spliced from 18 exons. Bases 154 to 2838 code for a protein of 894 amino acids. The record is from RefSeq and is a predicted model, not a curated record. Lineage: Eukaryota; Metazoa; Chordata; Actinopteri; Anabantiformes; Osphronemidae. Gene Ontology annotation, molecular function: cadherin binding; calcium ion binding.